This is a messenger RNA of Vitis riparia (riverbank grape), 1885 nucleotides long. Its product is annotated as cytochrome P450 84A1-like. Lineage: Eukaryota; Viridiplantae; Streptophyta; Magnoliopsida; Vitales; Vitaceae. The record is from RefSeq and is a predicted model, not a curated record. The transcript has 2 exons. The coding region runs from base 74 to 1618 and encodes 514 amino acids. Gene Ontology annotation, molecular function: monooxygenase activity; iron ion binding; oxidoreductase activity, acting on paired donors, with incorporation or reduction of molecular oxygen. Gene Ontology annotation, biological process: lignin biosynthetic process.
UAUAUAUCUACUCAAAACUGGCAACAUCCUUUGAGUUGCAGAGUUAACACACACGGGGAGUGAAGGAGAAGCCAUGGAUUCUAUUAUGGAAGGUUUGCAACCUUUGCAAAUGACACUCUUAUUCAUUAUUCCUUUAAUCCUCUUGUUGGGUCUAGUUUCCCGGCUUCGCCGGAGGCGACCAUACCCGCCUGGGCCCAAGGGUUUACCGUUGAUCGGGAGUAUGAAUAUGAUGGACCAGUUAACUCACCGGGGACUGGCGAAAAUCGCCAAGCAAUAUGGUGGUAUUUUUCACCUUCGGAUGGGUUAUUUGCAUAUGGUGGGGGUUUCAUCACCUGACAUAGCUCGCCAGGUUCUGCAAGUUCAGGACAACAUCUUCUCCAACCGUCCGGCCACCAUAGCUAUUAGCUACCUCACCUACGACAGAGCCGACAUGGCCUUCGCUCACUACGGCCCAUUCUGGCGUCAGAUGAGGAAGCUUUGUGUUAUGAAGCUCUUCAGCCGCAAACGGGCGGAGUCAUGGGAAUCCGUACGAGAAGAGGUUGAGUCGACGGUCCGGACGGUGGCGAGCAGCAUCGGGUCCCCUGUUAACAUCGGAGAGUUGGUGUUCACACUCACUAAGAAUAUCAUAUACCGGGCUGCGUUCGGGACGAGCUCAAAGGAAGGCCAGGACGAGUUCAUAUCUAUUUUACAGGAGUUCUCUAAACUGUUUGGUGCUUUCAAUAUCGCUGAUUUCAUCCCUUGGCUCAGCUGGGUCGAUCCACAAGGACUCAACGCCAGACUCGCUAAGGCACGUAAAUCGCUAGAUGGUUUCAUCGACGACAUCAUCGACGAUCACAUGCAAAAGAAGAAGUUGAAUAACGACUCAGAUGAAGUCGACACGGACAUGGUGGAUGACUUACUGGCUUUUUACAGUGAAGAGGCUAAAGUCAACGAGUCCGAAGAUUUACAGAACGCCAUCGAACUCACCAGAGAUAACAUUAAAGCUAUCAUCAUGGACGUUAUGUUCGGUGGUACAGAGACUGUGGCGUCUGCAAUAGAGUGGGCCAUGGCAGAGAUGAUGAAAAGCCCAGAAGAUCUCAAGAAAGUUCAACAGGAACUCGCCGACGUCGUGGGUCUGAACCGAAGAGUAGAAGAGAGCGACCUCGAGAAGCUGACAUACCUCAAGUGUGCAUUGAAGGAGACUCUCCGUCUCCACCCACCUAUUCCACUGCUCCUCCAUGAGACCGCCGAGGACGCCGAAGUUGCCGGAUACCACAUUCCGGCGAGAUCAAGGGUGAUGAUCAACGCCUGGGCUAUAGGCAGAGACAAGAACUCGUGGGACGAACCAGAGACGUUCAAGCCUUCAAGGUUUCUCAAAGCGGGCGUACCCGAUUUCAAAGGAAGCAAUUUCGAGUUUAUUCCAUUUGGAUCGGGUCGCCGUUCGUGCCCGGGAAUGCAACUCGGACUCUACGCUCUUGAGUUGGCCGUGGUGCACCUUCUCCACUGCUUCACGUGGGAGUUGCCUGACGGCAUGAAACCCAGUGAACUCGACAUGGGCGACGUGUUCGGACUCACUGCGCCAAGAGCGACUCGACUCGUUGCGGUACCGAGUCCUCGCUUAGAGUGUCCUCUUUCUUGAUCAAGAUCAUGGAGGGACUGUUUGGGGGUGAUCCAUAAAUACUAGGGCAAUGAUACAGUGAAGGGUGAAAAUAUGCAUGGAUUUUGCUUCAUGAAUUGGGAGAAGAAGCCCCAAAAAAUAAUUGAAGGGAGAUGGGCAAAUAUGAGAAUUUGAUUUCUCUUUCUUUAUUGUUGAUGUUGAACAGGAGAUUUGUAUUGUUAAUCAUCAAAUAAAAAUUAUAUUAAAAAGAAUUUCACUUGGAUUAAGGAACAAAAAUUGUUGCAUAUA